Messenger RNA from Vespula pensylvanica (western yellowjacket), 1845 nucleotides. RefSeq lists its product as uncharacterized. Lineage: Eukaryota; Metazoa; Arthropoda; Insecta; Hymenoptera; Vespidae. The record is from RefSeq and is a predicted model, not a curated record. The coding region runs from base 785 to 1729 and encodes 314 amino acids. The transcript has 7 exons.
GGAAAAAUCGAUAUAUUUCUGUCGAAAUUGAUUUCACAUGAUUUUCUCGCGUCAUACUUUCAAGUCGAGAAGUACAACUAUUUCAUAUUGAAAACACGUUUGCAACUUGUUACCUUCUAAAAUGAGCUCACACAUGCACAUACGUAUUUAUCCAGUUUCGUGCAAUCGGCGGAAAUAACAAUGAUAAAAAUCUUUAACUAAAUUGCGAAACGCACAACCAGUUAUGUGAUAUUCUUUCAUCCUAUAUCCCGACUUUCUUUAUCAACUUGAUCUUUAAAUAAGUUAGUGAAAGAUUUCAAACGGUACACAUUACAUUCUAAUGUAUCUUCGGACUUGUAUUCUACAUUGAAUAUUUUCACACACACAAGCACACGCGCAUGCAUGCACAGUCACAUUAAAAUUAUUCAUCCAACUAUAUUAUCUAUCAAUCAUUAAUUAUUUACAAAACUCAAGAAGUAUGUAUAAGUACGAAAAAUCAGGAUUGAAUGAAAUAAAAAAUUAGAAAAUAAAAAUGUGUUUAUAUAAACAAAGAAAAUAGAAAUCAAAACAGUGUGGAAGAGGAGAUGUCAUCAGAAAAUCAUUUGAAAAAUACAUUUUAAGUGGAGCUUAGGAUGCACAUCGGGGAUAGGCCAGUUCCAUUGAAAAUAGAACCAAAGCCGAGUGAUCAUUGGCCAAACGGUUUUCCCCCACGUGCGUCCGCAAGCUAUAUAGAAGACCCCGCAAGGAAUUUCAUCUUCAGAACUGAAAGUCAGUGUCAAGGAAAGGCUACCUGGAAAUAUCGAAGAUGACUUUCAAUCAGCGUGUGGCAUUAUGCUUGGUAGCGCUUGUCAUUGGACAAGCUGCAGCAUUGCCACAGCAUCCCCAGUACUCUCAGCAAUAUCCUCAGCAAUAUCAACAAGUUAGAGAUGAGAGAAAAUUCGCUGAGAAACCGAACGCUAUGAAGAAAGUUGCGAUCGACGAUCUCGAGGACAUUAGUACCAAUCAAAUUCAAGAAGGAAGCAGCAGUGGUUUCUCGUGGUCUAACAUGCUAGGAAUGUUCAUGCAAAUGCUUCUAGGCCAAACGGGGGGCAUCACUGGACCUAGCAAAAAUGACAUAGACGAAGGUGUUCCAGCUAGUCCAUGGGCAAAUCUUCUCUCCGUUGGUCUCCGAGUACUCACGGCACUUUUAGGUGGUCCUCAACAAUCCGUUGACGGUAUCGACAAAGUCGAUAAUCAAAGCAGUCCCAUGCAGGAAAUUUUGACUGCGGUGUUGGGCGCGUUUCUAGGACAGGGCAGAGACCCGAAUCAGGUUGCUGUCAUGGCUAAAAAUGCUUCAGAGUUCAUCAGCAUCGUCAUCAACCUGUUGGACGCAUUAAAGACAUCCUUCUCGCAUCGUUCUUUAUCCGCUCGUUCUCUUGGUAGACACGACAGCGUUUCCGAAGCGGCCAUGGCAUCUAUUAGUAUGCUAAAGGGAUACGUAAGAUCAGUAAAAGCAUUCAGCAAUAUCGGUAGAGCCGAAGACGAAGGUCAACAAGGUUGCGCCGAAAGAGCCCUUUGCGAAGCCAGUGCUGAAUGUGCCGCCGAUGCUCAAGGCACAUCGACGAUUUUCUGCCAGUUGGGAUCAUAUGCAACAAGUUACAUGUUGCAAAGGCAGAGUGGUGUAGGAUUCGAAGCACUUUAUGACGCAGGACGACGUGGUCGCAUGGGAGAAGAUUGCAGGACUCUCUUCAUGGACUGUAACGUUGCAUGAGCAGGAUAUUCUGCGUUAAACGCAAUUUAAACGUUCGCGAGAAUCGUUCGACAUUUUUCCGAGUUAAAAAUUCGCAAAAUUAAGUCGAGAAAACGCAUAAAAUUGAUCGACUAAUC